AUUACAUACUGGGACAUUAGCUACAUUUUAAGACAACGCAGUUGAUUUGGCGCAGCUGUUUGCACUCAUGAAUGUAUAAGACCAUGCACUCCAGCCCAGUCAACACAUCCAUGAGGCCAGCCCACGCAAAGCGGCGCGCCAGACGGACAGCGCAGGCGCAGCAGAACAGGGGCAUACAGACGCAGCAGCAGCCAUGGCAGACGAAAAAAACAAGGAGGGAGUGAAGACGGAGAACAAUGAACACAUCAACCUGAAGGUGGCAGGGCAGGAAGGCUCAGUGGUGCAAUUCAAGAUUAAAAGGCACACUCCUCUCAGCAAACUGAUGAAAGCGUAUUGUGAACGACAGGGGCUGUCAAUGAGGCAAAUAAGAUUUCGAUUUGAUGGUCAGCCCAUCAAUGAAACAGACACACCCUCACAGCUAGAAAUGGAGGAUGAAGAUACAAUUGAUGUGUUCCAACAGCAAACCGGAGGUUCUUCUCUUUAAAGACUGUUUCCUAUGGACAGCCCUACCUCCCUCUUCAUCCCUGAACAUCUUUUUAUCCCCAGUCUUCAAAUGUUCAUGACCAGUGUUGAUACCAUUCAGUGGAAUACUUUUCCAAAAGGCUCAAAGACGGUGGCACAGUUGAUGUAGAUAAAUUUAAUCCCACGGUUUGUAUCUUAACAUGUCCAAACUGCGCGGUGUAGACAAGUUGUAAGCUACAGUGAGUCUAAUGUGCUAAAGAAAUGAAAAUCUUGCUUUUUUUUUUUCUUUUUUUUUUGAGGAUUUAGAGAGAAAUCCUUGUUUUAUACCCAUGUCUUUGAGGUUUUGAUUCAGAUUGUUCAGUAAGCUGGCAUUUUAAAUUCUCAUCGGUUAUAAAAAUGUGUUAUUGGAAUAAAUUGAGUUUUUUUUUUUUUUUUUU
This is a messenger RNA of Etheostoma cragini (Arkansas darter), 899 nucleotides long. RefSeq names its product small ubiquitin like modifier 2a (gene sumo2a). Gene Ontology annotation, cellular component: nucleus. Gene Ontology annotation, molecular function: ubiquitin-like protein ligase binding; protein tag activity. Bases 194 to 484 code for a protein of 96 amino acids. The transcript has 4 exons. NCBI's taxonomy places the organism in Eukaryota, Metazoa, Chordata, Actinopteri, Perciformes, Percidae. Gene Ontology annotation, biological process: protein sumoylation. The record is from RefSeq and is a predicted model, not a curated record.